UCCCGCGGUUCGGUCGAUUCGGUUCCAGAUUUACGCGAAUCGUCGUGCGGUGCGGGCUCGUUGUUUGCACAGUGAACAUGUUGGUGGUGCGAUAGCAAGAGGUCGGUGUGAGCGAAACUGUGUCACGCCGUUCAAAACAAUUCGCACAUCGCAAUAAACACGGCCACACUGGGAACGUGAAACGGAAAAACAACGCAUCAUCUGUGGACCCGGAUUGCGGAUGGGAUCCGAUGGGGGCUGUUGAGGAAAUUACUCACCAAGUAGUGUAAUUUAUUGCUUUCCCCAGGGCGGUCUGCCUGUCUAUCGGUGUGUGGAUAAAAUACGCAAAUUACAUAAUUUCCUUCGGACCGUUCCGAACGGUGGUGACGGAUCACUGGCCGCACGUGGCACGAAGUGGAGCGAGAGUGGUGGGAAAAUUCGGCACACAGAAACCUCGCAACUGAGGCCCAGCGGUUUAGGAGUGGAAAAGUGUAACACUCGCUGAAGAUGCUGAACCCGGUGGAAGCGCUGGCCAGCGUGUCGGGUGCAUCGGCGCCCGCAAUCCGGCUCAUUCUGUCCGUCCUUUUGGCGUACCCGAUCGGACUGGUCUACCGGCAGCUGAAGGGUGGAGCGACAGUACGGAACCUCUUCCUCGCCUUCACCGGCUUAUCGAUCGUCGUGUUUAACUAUGGCACCGACGUGUGCCAUAGUUUGCUGGCCGUCGUUGUUACCUUCGUGUGUAAUUCGCUGCUCGGCACCAGCUCCCUGCUGGUGCCGGUGAGCUUCGCGUUCCACAUGGGCUAUCUGCUUACCGGGUACUACUUUACCACGAGCGACACGUACGACAUCAAAUGGACGAUGCCGCACUGCGUGCUCGUCCUGCGGCUGAUUGGCCUUGCGUUCGAUCUCUCCGAUAGCCGCCAGAAGGAGAGACAGGGCAAAGCCGAUGCCAAGUGCAUCACGGCCCCGACCCCGCUGGAGUUGAUUGCAUUUAGCUACUUCCCGGCCUCGGUGCUGGUUGGGCCCCAGUUUAGCUUUCUGCGCUACCGCCGCUUCAUUUCCGGUGCGUACGAGCCGCACACGCAAGGGGCACCGGCGUACGCGAUCAAAAAGUUUCUGCAGGGCGUGUUCUAUCUGGUGGUGAACCAGGCCGGCACCCAGUACGUGUCCGAUGCGUACCUGAUGUCGGGCGAGUUCGAGCAGGAGUCGCUGCUCAUGAAACACAUCUACAUGGGCUGCUGGGGAAGGAUUACGCUCUACAAAUAUAUUUCCAUCUGGCUGUUGGCUGAGGGGGCCGCCGUUUUGUACGGUUUGACGUAUAUUGAUGCAAAGCCCGGCGAGCGAGAAUACUGCUCGGACGAGCUUUCCGGUUGUACCAACAUCAAAGUGGGCGUAUUCGAGAACACCAGCAAAUACGGCCACUACGUGGAAUCGUUCAACGUGCAGACGAACACGUGGGUCGCCAACUAUGUCUACAAGCGGCUGCGUUUCCUUAACAACCGCAUGCUGAGUCACCUGGGCGCGCUGCUAUUCCUGGCCGUGUGGCACGGGUUCCACAGUGGAUACUACAUUACAUUCCUGAUGGAGUUCACCGUGAUCCGGAUGGAGAAGGAGGUGGAACCGAUUCUGGCGAAGAGCGAAAAGCUUCAGCAGCUGUACCGGGAGCAACCCCUUCUACGGGCCCUUGUCUUCGUAGUGCUCAAGUUCUACACGAUCGUGUGGGCCGGCUGGUGUCUGGUGCCGUUCGUGUUUCUCAGCUUCCACAAGUGGUGGCACAUCUACACGGCGGUCCGUUACAGUGGCUUCAUUCUGUUUCUCGGUGGCAACGCACUGCUCCCUCCACUGUUGCGUGCCGUUCUACCCCGGAAUGUCUCCUCGACCACUAAAGAACCUUCCGCCGCUAAGGAUCAACCACCGCAAGGUGCAGUGAAAAAGGACAUCUAACCUGAGGGUGGGUCCAACCUCAAAGAUAUUUUAUAUUUUCUCGAUUGAUUUCUAAAACACCGUCUACCGAGAGCGGUGCUAUCGAUAUCGUUGGCGGAGGUUGAAAACAGAUCUUGUCUUGAGAUUCGGCAAAGGAAGAAACCCGAUUUCGGGGUGAUAGGGGGUCGUCGACCUCUGAUCUCCUCCUUUUCGCAGGAUUCUUUCAGAAAGUCAGGCACGCGAACGGUGCGUGGAAAAAGUGUGCGCCCUCCCUAACCAUAUGCUCAAUUAUCUUAACGAAGCAAAAGGCAAAGACAACAGGGAUAAUGAAAUUUAUAUAUUCUCGAGUUCUUUCACACCUCUGGCGCGGGUAGAGCGUAACGAACACGUGGCAAACAAGUUUGCUGCAAAACCGCUUACGCUGCGGACUGUGCGUCGUAAGAGUUGCUGUGUUGCUGUGACCAUGAGCCGUUCCUAAUUCUUUCUUCCGGCAUGAUGCUUGCCCGUGUGUUUGUGCUUGCGCUUUCUUCCCGUUUCCUCUUCUACUCUUCCAAGUUGAAAAAAAUAUACCAAAAAGUAAAAGGCAACGGAUGGAAACCCAAACUACACCGAACCGGAUCGCCGGAAACGGUUUCGGACUUCCGGUUUGAGGUUUCGCGAGUGAUCUACUGAGAGUGCGAGUCCGAUGCGAGCGUCUGUCGCAUUCUGCAUAACACGUAGACAAAGAAAGGUUUGACUCUAGACUAAAGGAACCUAGAAUAAAGCAGUACAACCACUAGUCAUAUUACUCUUGGCGAGACAGAAAAUACAACGGAUUCGGAC
Messenger RNA from Anopheles bellator, 2724 nucleotides. It is a transcript of the gene nes, whose product is annotated as lysophospholipid acyltransferase 5. The transcript has 5 exons. Gene Ontology annotation, cellular component: membrane. Gene Ontology annotation, molecular function: lysophospholipid acyltransferase activity; 1-acylglycerophosphocholine O-acyltransferase activity. Bases 487 to 1923 code for a protein of 478 amino acids. NCBI's taxonomy places the organism in Eukaryota, Metazoa, Arthropoda, Insecta, Diptera, Culicidae. The record is from RefSeq and is a predicted model, not a curated record. Gene Ontology annotation, biological process: lipid modification; phosphatidylcholine biosynthetic process.